GUGCAGUGGGAGCCGUGGGUGGCUGAGCUCGCACCCUGGAGCCUCAGUCUCCGUUGUCGGAACAGCCCGUGGGGCAGCCACCAGGGCGGCAGCCAUGAACGGCACGGAGGGCCCCAACUUCUACGUGCCCUUCUCCAACGGCACAGGCGUGGUGCGCAGCCCCUUCGAGCAGCCGCAGUACUACCUGGCCGAGCCAUGGCAGUUCUCCAUGCUGGCGGCGUACAUGUUCCUGCUCAUCGUGCUGGGCUUCCCCAUCAACUUUCUCACGCUCUACGUCACCGUGCAGCACAAGAAGCUGCGCACGCCUCUCAACUACAUCCUGCUCAACUUGGCCCUGGCUGACCUCUUCAUGGUCAUCGGGGGUUUCACCACCACGUUCUACACCUCGCUGCACGGCUAUUUCGUCUUUGGACCCACAGGAUGCAACCUCGAGGGUUUCUUUGCCACACUGGGCGGUGAAAUUGCCCUGUGGUCCCUGGUGGUCCUGGCCAUUGAGCGGUACGUGGUGGUCUGCAAGCCCAUGAGCAACUUCCGCUUUGGGGAGAACCAUGCCAUCACGGGUGUAGCCUUCACCUGGGUCAUGGCGCUGGCCUGUGCUGUACCCCCACUUGUUGGCUGGUCCAGGUACAUUCCUGAGGGCAUGCAGUGCUCAUGCGGGAUUGACUACUACACGCUUAAGCCCGAGGUCAACAAUGAGUCAUUUGUCAUCUACAUGUUCGUGGUCCACUUCACCAUCCCCAUGAUCAUCAUCUUCUUCUGCUAUGGGCAGCUGGUCUUCACAGUCAAGGAGGCCGCUGCCCAGCAGCAGGAGUCAGCCACCACGCAGAAGGCAGAAAAAGAAGUCACCCGCAUGGUCGUCAUUAUGGUCAUCGCCUUCCUGAUCUGCUGGGUACCCUAUGCCAGCGUAGCCAUGUACAUCUUCACCCACCAGGGCUCCAACUUUGGCCCCAUCUUCAUGACCCUACCAGCUUUUUUUGCCAAGAGCGCCUCCAUCUACAACCCGGUCAUCUAUAUCAUGAUGAACAAGCAGUUCCGGAACUGCAUGCUCACCACCCUCUGCUGUGGCAAGAACCUCCUGGGUGAUGAGGAAGCAUCUCCCACCGCCUCCAAGACCGAGACCAGCCAGGUGGCCCCGGCCUAAACCCAGCCAGAGACUGUGGCUGACUGUAGGAGUCUUCUGUCCCCACUCACCCCAGCCACAGCCCCCACCAAGAGCAGUACCUGUUGGAAUGAGGUCAUACAGGCUCCCUCAGUGUGUGUUUGCUUGUUUAUUUUUAAUGAAUUAAAGAAAAACAAGGCUCCCUACUUACUUAGGGAUAGCCUGAGAAGGGACAUCUGUCCACCAAGACCCCCAAGCUGGAGUACCUAAUUCCCAGGGGCCAGCAGGAUCUGUACCCCUCCCCCAGCUUGUUUCUCAGGAACACAAAAAGUGCCCCAGCUUAGGGCUAAGUGUCUAGGACAGAACAGGGCACACAGUAGAUGCUUAAUAAAUGCUAGCUGGAUGAAGGGAGGAAUGAUGAAAUAAUGACUGGAGAUGUGACUGAGGGGAUGCAUGGGAGGGGCAUGUCUGUCUCCAGGUCCCUACCGGGCAGGUGCCAGUCAUGUUUGCCUGGCAUCUUUCAGCAGUUGUUUUUACCUCCCUGGUUUUGUUUUCUUUGCCCCUAAGGUGGGAAUCCCAAAUCCCAGGCCCCAACAGUGUAUGGCUGCUUUGAAGAC
Messenger RNA from Nannospalax galili (Upper Galilee mountains blind mole rat), 1716 nucleotides. RefSeq names its product rhodopsin (gene Rho). The record is from RefSeq and is a predicted model, not a curated record. The transcript has 5 exons. Gene Ontology annotation, biological process: G protein-coupled receptor signaling pathway; visual perception; phototransduction. Gene Ontology annotation, molecular function: G protein-coupled receptor activity. Gene Ontology annotation, cellular component: photoreceptor outer segment; membrane. Lineage: Eukaryota; Metazoa; Chordata; Mammalia; Rodentia; Spalacidae. Bases 95 to 1141 code for a protein of 348 amino acids.